AAAACAACAUGGCCGCUGGAGAGUGUGUGGUUCAAACCACAAACGGAGAAGAAGAACCAGCAGAAGACGACGACGACUGGUCCGAUUUUACUUCUGAUAGUAACAUCAAUAGUCUGCCUAGUUGCUUUGAGGAUCUAACGGUACAAAAGUGCUUCCCAUCAAAGGAUAGCUCUUGGGUUUUCAGAAACGUUUCAGAGACAGCUCGGCUGUGCUUUCCAGUAUUGUCGUCCAAAUCUCAAGUAUCUUCUUGUAGUCUCCCUGAAGCGUCAAGUAAAGAGAAACUCGAAGGAAAGCCAGCACUGCUGGAGGAAAAUCUGCAUUAUUCAAGCUAUUUUCCUCAGCCAGUUUGGAAAGGUUCUAAUUUUGAAUCAGCUUUAAUAAGUGCUCUUGAUCUCCUUUCAGCUAAUAAAGAACAAGAACAAGAGUCAGAUGUUGAGACUAUUAAAAGAGAACCUGGACUUUUUAAUUUUCAUCAUUUAGCAGAAAGAAGUAUGGAUUUCUGGCGUGGAAAAUGGAAUUUAGAGGUUGAGGAAACUUCAGCUAAUGGACUUAGUAGAUCAAGAGAAUCUUUAGGCAAUGAAAGUAGUAGUGAURCAAAGUUAAAUGAAUUUACGGGUGAUUUGGAGAUAUGGACUGAUUCCGAUGGAGCUGAUUCAGAUGAAUUUUUUCUACUGGUGGGYGAUCAACGACCUGAAGAAACAAGAAGUCUUGAAGACAGUCAUGCUGCAGCAGGUCUUCAUCAACURCCAUUUGAGGAAGUCCAAGAAUUAAGGAAUGAAAUGGCAACUUAUGUAAAAGAAUAUUCAGACUCUUUAGUAGAAGAACUAAUGGUCAAAGAUGAACAAUUAAGAGAAAAAGAAAUAAAGAAUUUGUUUAUAUCAUCAUUAUUAGCAUUACAGUCUAAACUCAGGGACAUACARUCUACACAAGGGAAGAAGAAAAAUGGACCUUCUAUGAAUAAAUAUYUGACAACUGUCAUACCUUACAUGGAAACUCCAGGAGGACCAGACAAGCAGUGCCUUGAGAAAUUAGUAGAAAUUAUGGACGCAAUGAGAUCAGACAGCCCAACAGUGCCAAAUCUCCUGACAGAAUAUAUACUUAAAGUACUAUGUCCUGAAUAAGGUCAUCUACAAGUUUCAUAAUUAAUUGAGCAAAUUGCGGUCAUUCAAGCUGGAUAAAACCAUAUUUGGGCAUUUCGUGGUGCUGUUGCUUAAUGAUGUGUGAAAGAUUUCCUUGAAGAUAAGAAGAAGACUUACUCCUAUGGAAUACUUUUGCAAGUGAAAUAAUUCAACAGCAAAUGAAACGUUAUUCGACGAAUAUAGCUCCAUGAAAUAGUUAACUAAUCAAAGAUUGGAAUAACAAUAAAUGCAGGACAUUUAGGCUUUUCUUUUCAAACCUUAAAAGAAAGGUGAUAUGCAUGCAAAGAAAAUGAAGUUUCCUUUUUCCUCUGAAUGGAAAAAGAUGGAUAAAAUCUCCCACAGUARCUGAUAAUUUUAUUUUAUUUUUAAAAAGGAUUUCAGAGUCGGGACACAACAGAAUAACAUUAAUAUUAUUAUCAAUUAUUGUAUUAUUUGUAAAUUAUGUACAUUGUUUGACUGAAAUUUUUACCAGAGAAUUAUUUAGUAACUUAUAAUUUAUAGUUUAUUGUCUUUUUUAAAUUUAUUUUGUUUAGUGAAGUUGUUUAUUUUCACAUGAAUUAGUACAUUUAGUUCUUUU
Molecule: messenger RNA, 1716 nt
Organism: Exaiptasia diaphana
Lineage: Eukaryota; Metazoa; Cnidaria; Anthozoa; Actiniaria; Aiptasiidae
Exons: 7
Coding region: 9-1121 (370 amino acids)
Cellular component (GO): cytoplasm; axon
Source: RefSeq, a predicted model, not a curated record